AUGCAGGGUCUUGCGGAUGGUCCCGUCAAGACUCACCUGUUCCGGCUUGAACUAGAUUCACUAGAACAAGCCAUUUCCAUUGCGGAGCAGGAAGACUUCAGUCUGAGACAGGAUCGCGCCAGCUCGACAUCAUAUCGUCAACCGAGACGUUAUGACAGCGGAGGUCCAGAGCCGUUGGAACUCUGUUAUGUAGAGAGCGAGAAGGCUCGCUCUGCAGACUACAAGAAGUUGCAGAGAUGCAACACAUGUCAAAAGACAGGACACUACGCUUAUGAGUGUAGUGCCCCUCGUCCAGUGUCUCGCAACACUGGGCGUAGUGACCGUCCACCCAUGAGAAAGGGGCAGGGACGCGGGUCCGCUGUUGGUGCAAAGACGCAACAACGGGAUGGAACGUAA
This is a messenger RNA of Peronospora matthiolae, 396 nucleotides long. The record is from the annotation of a GenBank genome assembly. NCBI's taxonomy places the organism in Eukaryota, Oomycota, Peronosporomycetes, Peronosporales, Peronosporaceae.